GCGCGGAUUGUCCCCUUCCGGCCCCCGGCCGUUGCCCACGCGGCGCGGAUUGGCCCUGUCGGGUACCGUACCGCCCCCUGCGCAGCGCGGAUUCCCGUUGCCUCCCCCCAAAGUCUGCGCCUCACGGAUUGGCACCGCCCACCCUGGCAUGUCCCUCGGUGGCCACCGUAGCGCAGCCAGUACGUGGCAGUGGGUCUGUCCUGGCCUAUGAGCGGCGGCCCCGUGCCCCGGAAGGGGCGGGGUGUGAGCAGGAAGAGCCCCCCUUCUGCCGCGCCGCUCGGUCCCUCUUGGCUCCGCCAUGUCGCCGGUGAGGGCGGUGCUGGCGCUGCUGGCCGCGCUCUCAGCCCCGGCUGCCGGCUACUUCGUGAGCAUCGACGCGCACGCGGAGGAGUGUUUCCUGGAGCGGGUCCCGUCUGGCACCAAGAUGGGGCUCAUCUUCGAGGUGGCCGAGGGGGGCUUCCUGGACAUCGACGUGGAGAUUACAGGGCCUGAUAAUAAAGGGAUUUAUAAAGGAGACCGAGAGUCCAGUGGAAAAUACACAUUUGCUGCUCAUAUGGAUGGAACUUACAAGUUUUGCUUUAGCAACAGAAUGUCCACCAUGACUCCUAAGAUAGUGAUGUUCACUAUUGAUAUUGGAGAAGCUCCAAAAGGGCAAGACAUGGAGACAGAAGCUCAUCAGAACAAGCUAGAAGAGAUGAUUAAUGAGUUAGCAGUGGCCAUGACAGCUGUAAAGCAUGAACAGGAGUACAUGGAAGUUCGUGAGAGAAUACACAGAGCAAUUAAUGACAACACAAACAGCAGAGUGGUACUCUGGUCAUUCUUUGAAGCACUUGUACUAGUUGCCAUGACACUGGGACAAAUCUACUACCUGAAGAGAUUUUUUGAAGUCCGAAGAGUUGUUUAAGAACUUUUCCUGAUGAUCCCAAACACUCACUUUACUAUCUACCAAACAUCUUGGUCACAAAACAAUAUCAUUUAGUUUCUAAACCCUAAUUUCUGAACUAUAAAACUUAUUUGCUUAAGUUCCUAGUUAAAAUGAAAUGUUUUUAUAUAUCUUCUGUAGCAAAAGCUGUGUUAAAAUAUCUAGUCACUUAAUUGGCAUAAUUUUUUCACUUGAAAUCUGCCUAGUCUUUAUGCUAAGCGAGGUCUAAACAGACUGCAAAUGCUAUAAUUCAAACGUAGUAAUAAGCAAUGUUACUGUCUUUUUCUAACUUUUUUUCUGUUUUCAUAAUUAAUUGCAAUUCUGUUUAGGGAAACAGUAAAAGGUCCUAAAGUGACUAUUUGCAUUCUUCGCACCUUUAAUCCUGCAGUAGACAUUAUGGAAUGAAAAUAAUCCCCUCUUCACUUUCAUGUACUGCCCAGAAGGGCAAAUGAAGCAGAACUUCAUUCUAAUAUGACUGAUAAUGAAUAGAAGACAGCUGGCAUUUCCACUAUAGUAUGCAUACUUGGUCACAAAAAAAAUCCACCGUAAUGAUCUUAAUUACAUUGAUUUGUUCCCUACAUUCUUUUUAAUUAAAAACAUUGAUAUUAAAAUACAUGCUUUCCUUUUAUUACCAGACAAUUAUGUGACUUUAGUUUCACAGGUUUAUAACUAUCAAAGCCAGUUGUGUGCAGUGUCUUGGUAAACAGUAGUUAUUAACCUCAUAGUGCUUGCAGGUCUGAAGCUCAUACUGUUGGCACUAUUGCAGAAUGCACCAGUGUUCAGGAAAUCUGGAUUUCUGAUGCCAAAGGGUUAAUGGUUCUUGGGGUUUAUUGCAAUGCUAUGCAGCCCUUAUUUUAAGUGGUAUUUUCUGCCAUUAUCUGGUCCUAAUUAGCAUAAUGCUAAGUACUGGUGUGUUUUUUCUUUAUUUCAGGCACAUGUGGAUUUCAUUUUUUGUAUAAACAAUUACUUUAUUUUCUUGGUAUCUGAUGCUGGGUUUAAAAAAUUUAAAGACUCGUUUAUGGUGUGGGUGCUGAUCCAGGAUUAUGUUGUGACUGAUGUAUAUUAGUUGUAAUCUUUUUUUCUUUUUCUUUCUUUUUUUUUUUUUUUGGAAUGGGGUGGGGUCUUUUCAAGAGGGGGGGAAGGUCUACAAGUAACACACAACCGUUUUGUACAAUUAAUUUAAAAUUUGUUACAGGUUUUCAUGUUCCAAGUAAACUUUUUCAACCUUGGGCAAACACUUGCAGCAGUUCUUCAAAAAGGGUGGCUGUUACACCUUAAUGCAACUGUUGUGUGCCAAUAUUUUUGUGUGAAACACUUCAAAAUUGAAUUCUAAGAUGUACAUUUAAAAUUGCUUGUGAAUCUAAAUAUGACCCAGGUUCAAUAAAUAAACAAAUUCUUAAAAAA
Molecule: messenger RNA, 2326 nt
Organism: Chelonia mydas (Green sea turtle)
Lineage: Eukaryota; Metazoa; Chordata; Testudines; Cheloniidae
Gene: TMED2
Product: transmembrane p24 trafficking protein 2
Exons: 4
Coding region: 299-904 (201 amino acids)
Biological process (GO): endoplasmic reticulum to Golgi vesicle-mediated transport; intracellular protein transport; Golgi organization
Cellular component (GO): endoplasmic reticulum-Golgi intermediate compartment; endoplasmic reticulum; COPII-coated ER to Golgi transport vesicle
Source: RefSeq, a predicted model, not a curated record